Messenger RNA from Syzygium oleosum, 1373 nucleotides. RefSeq lists its product as uncharacterized. The transcript has 8 exons. Gene Ontology annotation, biological process: protein ubiquitination. Bases 168 to 1034 code for a protein of 288 amino acids. Gene Ontology annotation, molecular function: zinc ion binding; ubiquitin-protein transferase activity. NCBI's taxonomy places the organism in Eukaryota, Viridiplantae, Streptophyta, Magnoliopsida, Myrtales, Myrtaceae. The record is from RefSeq and is a predicted model, not a curated record. Gene Ontology annotation, cellular component: membrane.
UCGCGCGUACAAAAGGCUCGCUGCUUGUGCAUCGCCUCCUUCGUCUUCUUCCUCCUCCUCUUCCUCCCCUUCGUUGAAGCUCGCGAAUUCCACCCCCAGACCGAGCUCGGACCCGACCCGAGACCCGCGCCUCCGAGCCCGUUUCAGGAAAUUUCUUCAAAAUCGGAAUGAGUGAUCAUCUUGUCCUCUGCGUGGAUCACUUCACGACACCUGAGAGAUCGCAAUCUCUCGAAAAGGCUGAUUCUGCAAAGCCUGCUGGAGAGGGUUCAUCUUCUCACACUGCUGAUCCGGCAACCUCUGCUGUUGAAGUCGAGGAUAUACAAGUCAUUAGCACAUGCGAAGAAGAAGAACCUCUCAUUCAGACCGUUGAAUGUCGCAUUUGCCAGGAGGAGGAUAGCAUUAAGAAUUUGGAGACUCCUUGUGCUUGCAGCGGUAGUUUGAAGUAUGCUCACAGGAAAUGUGUUCAGCGGUGGUGUAAUGAGAAAGGAGAUGUAAUUUGUGAGAUAUGCCAUCAGGUUUAUGAGCCUGGCUAUACAGCCCCACCAGCUCCCCCGAACUCUGAUGAUGCCACAAUUGACAUAAGUGAGGGUUGGACGCUGUCUGGUGCUCCUCUGGAUUUGCGUGAUCCUCGUAUUUUGGCAAUGGCAGCUGAACGCCAUUUUCUGGAGGCAGAGUAUGAUGAAUACGCUGACACCAAUGCAAGCGGAGCUGCAUUUUGCCGCUCUGCGGCUCUUAUUCUGAUGGCUCUUUUACUCUUAAGGCAUGCCCUAUACCUCACCAAUGGUGAUGAUGAAGAUGAUGCAUCUGCAUUUUUCUCUCUGUUCUUGCUUCGAGCUGCUGGCUUUCUUCUUCCUUGCUACAUUAUGGCUUGGGCAAUAAGUAUCUUACAGCGUCGAAGACAAAGACAGGAAGCUGCGGCACUUGCAGCAAGUGAAGUUGCAUUCAUGCUACAGGCAGGACAACGUCGUGGUUUGCAGAUCACAAUAGAACCAGGGCCUUCAGUGAUUCCUCAUCAGGAGCCAGUCCAAUCAUAAGCAGCCAAAUUUCCAGACAUCUGCGUUACGGAAGAGAGUGUACUUUUACUUGUGGUUCUAACAGUGAGAAACAGGGAACAUAUAAUCUAUCUAUUUGAAGUGUGAAGUAUUCGUUCUGCACCUGAAAAUACUCUUGAGGUCACGUCAAGAUUUUCUCUCAUAUGCAAGUUUUCUCUUUGUACAUAUUUUCCGAACCUCGCUGGGGGCAGUUUAUUUUCACUGUUUAUGAAUCCUGAAAGUCACCUGAGCGGUUGUUGUAUCUGCGAAACUCUUAUGUAUGAGAUAAUAGUACUUGCCAAGCAUUGCUUAAUGCUUAAUCUUUUCCUUUUUCUUUGGUUA